Messenger RNA from Phragmites australis (common reed), 1487 nucleotides. Its product is annotated as CMP-sialic acid transporter 1-like. Bases 116 to 1096 code for a protein of 326 amino acids. Lineage: Eukaryota; Viridiplantae; Streptophyta; Magnoliopsida; Poales; Poaceae. Gene Ontology annotation, cellular component: Golgi membrane. The transcript has 8 exons. Gene Ontology annotation, biological process: pyrimidine nucleotide-sugar transmembrane transport. Gene Ontology annotation, molecular function: pyrimidine nucleotide-sugar transmembrane transporter activity. The record is from RefSeq and is a predicted model, not a curated record.
AGCAUGCUCGGAAAAGCCCGGCGUGCUCAGCCAGCCGUCCAGUCAGGCCUCAGUGGUGCCCUGCCGCCUCCAAUCUCCGGAGAUAAAAAGAGAGGGAGAGAGCAGGACGGCGGCGAUGGAGGUGACGAUGCAGUGGUACUCGGUGGCCGCGCUCCUCACGGUCCUCACCAGCUCCCAGGGUAUAUUGACUACUCUUUCCCAGAGCAAUGGCAAAUAUAAGUAUGACUAUGCCACGAUUCCCUUUCUAGCAGAACUAUUCAAGUUGUCUGUCUCAAGCUUCUUACUUUGGAAGGAAUGCCAGUCCUCGCCUCCACCAAGGAUGACAAAGGAAUGGAGGACUGUGCGGCUAUAUCUUGUUCCCUCAGUCAUAUACCUCAUCCACAACAAUGUCCAGUUUGCAACCUUGACCUAUGUUGAUCCAUCUACCUAUCAGAUAAUGGGAAACCUGAAAAUUGUCACAACUGGAAUAUUGUUUAGGCUUGUACUAAAAAGGAAGCUGUCAAAUCUCCAAUGGAUGGCAAUUGUUUUACUGGCUGUUGGUACAACUACUAGUCAGGUGAAAGGAUGUGGAGAUGCACCGUGUGAUUCUCUUUUCUCAGCACCAUUUCAGGGUUACAUGCUUGGCAUACUUUCCGCUUGUCUUUCAGCUCUAGCUGGUGUCUACACAGAGUAUUUGAUGAAGAAGAACAAUGAUAGUUUGUACUGGCAAAAUAUACAAUUAUACACGUUUGGAGUUAUGUUCAACAUGGGAUGGCUAGUUUAUGGUGACUUUAAAGCUGGAUUUGAGUUGGGUCCAUGGUGGCAACGCCUCUUUAAUGGUUAUUCUAUCACAACAUGGAUGGUUGUCUUCAAUUUAGGGUCUACUGGUCUACUAGUAUCAUGGUUGAUGAAGUAUUCAGACAAUAUAGUCAAGGUGUACUCAACUUCAAUGGCCAUGCUUUUGACGAUGGUUUUAUCUAUAUAUCUUUUCAGUGUGAAAGCUACAAUUCAGCUUUUCUUAGGCAUUAUCAUCUGCAUAAUUUCCUUGCAGAUGUAUUUUAUGCCUGUGCACAUGCUUGUUGAAUUGCCACAAACAUUGCCAGUUACAUCAAAAUAGGUCAAUGUCACUGUUAGCUAACCUAUUGAUUGGAGUGUAGGACACUGUUGCUUGAAGAAGCAAGUUGAUUAUCUGUAGCUCAGCUCUAUUUGAGUCAUCCAUUAGAAAUUUGAGUCUGCAAUCUCAACAGCUAUGUUUAGUUUCAUGCUGCAGAGAAGGUGAAUCAACUGUGAGGAGAGCAUGUAAUACCAUAAGGUUAACUCAUAUGAGCUUUCCUAAUUUUAUUCAGGUAAAGGACAGAUGCUGAUUUGUAUAAUAGUAUCUUAGGAAAAGGAAAUCCAUACAAAUAUUCUUCAACUAGUGCAAAACGGUUCAUUCACCUUGUAUUCAAAAUUUUGAUAUUCACAUGACAGAAUAUAUACAAAACUGGAUAAUGAAAUGAGUUCUAGCA